Molecule: messenger RNA, 4770 nt
Organism: Globicephala melas (long-finned pilot whale)
Lineage: Eukaryota; Metazoa; Chordata; Mammalia; Artiodactyla; Delphinidae
Gene: DPP6
Product: dipeptidyl peptidase like 6
Biological process (GO): regulation of potassium ion transmembrane transport; proteolysis
Cellular component (GO): plasma membrane; voltage-gated potassium channel complex
Molecular function (GO): potassium channel regulator activity; serine-type peptidase activity
Source: RefSeq, a predicted model, not a curated record
GCUCUGGAUGCCCGCCGGUCUCUAGGCGGGGUGCCAAAUGCCGGGGCCUAGGCGUCUUCCCUCCCUUUAUGGUUUUUUGUUGUUUGUUUUCUUUCUGUCGAUGGCUUUGAGCAGGCCGUACGUGGCCAUGGCAAGGAGUUGAAAAGCAGAAAAGACGAGCGAGAGAGAACACACCCCCAGACCCCGGCUUCGCCGAGCCGCCGGGGGAGGGGGCGGAGGAGGCUGAGCCAGGCAGUCGCCCGGCGGCGACUUGAGAGUGGCGCGCGGGAGGAGCGGCCGCGCGGCCGCCGUCCUUUCUUCCUCCUCCCCCUGUUCUUCUUCCCCUUUUCCCCCGGCGGGAGUGGGGAGCGGGAACCCGAAAGGGGGAAAGCCAUUAUCAAAACGCCCCAAAGACAGCCGGCGAGAGCGCGCGGAGACCGAUGGCUUCGCUGUACCAGAGGUUCACGGGCAAGAUCAACACCUCGCGGUCCUUCCCGGCGCCCCCGGAGGCGAGCCGCCUCCUGGGCGGCCAGGGGCCCGAGGAGGACGGCGCGGGGCCCAAGCCCCUCGGAGCCCAGGCGCCUGCUGCGGCGCCCCCGGAGCGCGGCGGCGGCGGUGGCGGUGGCGCGGCCGGCCGGCCCCGGUUCCAGUACCAGGCGCAGAGCGACUGUGACGACGAAGACGAGCUGGUGGGGAGUAAUCCUCCACAAAGAAACUGGAAAGGCAUAGCGAUCGCACUGCUUGUCAUCCUGGUCAUCUGCUCCCUGAUUGUCACCUCAGUGGUGCUGCUGACACCAGCGGAAGAUAACAGUCUGUCUCAAAAGAAGAAGGUGACUGUGGAAGAUCUCUUCAGUGAAGAUUUCAAAAUUCAUGAUCCCGAGGCUAAGUGGAUAAGUGAUAAAGAAUUCAUCUACAGAGAGCAGAAAGGAAGUGUGAUACUGCAGAAUGUUGAAACAAAUACUUCUACGGUGUUAAUAGAAGGCAAAAAAAUUGAAUCGUUAAGAGCUGUCAGAUACGAAAUAUCUCCAGAUAGAGAGUACGCUCUUUUUUCAUAUAACGUGGAACCAAUAUAUCAACACUCCUAUACUGGAUAUUAUGUCCUGAGCAAAAUUCCUCAUGGGGAUCCUCAAAGUCUAGAUCCACCAGAAGUCAGCAACGCAAAACUUCAGUAUGCAGGAUGGGGCCCCAAGGGUCAACAGCUGAUAUUUAUCUUUGAAAACAAUAUCUACUACUGUGCACACGUCGGGAAGCAGGCCAUCCGUGUGGUCUCAACUGGGAAGGAAGGCGUGAUUUACAACGGCCUUAGCGACUGGCUGUACGAAGAGGAGAUUUUGAAGACCCACAUUGCCCACUGGUGGUCUCCAGAUGGUUCGCGGCUCGCCUACGCCACCAUCAACGACUCCCGGGUGCCGGUCAUGGAGCUGCCCACCUACACCGGCUCCGCCUACCCGACCGUGAAGUCCUACCACUACCCCAAGGCUGGAUGUGAAAACCCCAGUAUCUCCCUGCACGUCAUUGGCCUAAAUGGACCCACGCACGACCUGGAGAUGAUGCCGCCUGACGAUCCACGGAUGAGGGAGCACUACAUCACCAUGGUCAAGUGGGCCACCAGCACCAAGGUCGCCGUGAACUGGCUGAGCCGGGCGCAGAACGUGUCCAUCCUCACCCUCUGCGAUGCCACCACCGGGGUCUGCACCAAGAAACACGAGGAUGAAAGUGAAGCCUGGCUCCACAGACAGAAUGAAGAGCCAGUGUUCUCCAAGGACGGCCGGAAGUUCUUCUUUGUCCGAGCGAUCCCGCAGGGGGGGCAGGGGAAGUUCUACCACAUCAUGGUGUCCUCCUCCCAGCCUAACAGCAGCAACGACAACAUCCAGUCCAUCACCUCCGGGGACUGGGACGUGACCAAGAUCCUGGCCUACGACGAGACACGGAGUAAGAUCUACUUCCUCAGCACGGAGGACCUGCCGAGGAGACGCCAGCUGUACAGCGCCAACACGGUGGGCAGCUUCAACAGGCAGUGCCUGUCCUGCGACCUGGUGGACAACUGCGCCUACUUCAGCGCCUCUUUCAGCCCCAGCGCCGACUUCUUCCUGCUCAAGUGCGAAGGUCCUGGGGUCCCCACAGUGACCGUGCACAACACGACAGAUAAGAAAAAAAUUUUCGACCUAGAAACAAAUGAACACGUGCAGAAAGCCGUAGACGAUCGGCAGAUGCCGAAAGCAGAAUACAGGAAAAUCGAGAUCGACGACUACAACUUGCCCGUUCAGAUCCUCAAGCCAGCGACCUUCUCCGACACCACCCACUACCCCUUGCUCCUGGUGGUGGAUGGCGCCCCGGGGAGCCAGAGCGUGGCUGAGAAGUUUGAGGUGAGCUGGGAGACGGUGAUGGUGAGUAGUCACGGGGCCGUGGUGGUCAAGUGCGACGGCCGUGGCAGCGGCUUCCAAGGGACCAAGCUGCUGCACGAGGUGAAGCGGAGGCUGGGCUCUCUGGAGGAGAAGGACCAGAUGGAGGCUGUGAGGAUGAUGCUGAAGGAGCAGUACAUUGACAAGACACGCGUGGCCGUGUUUGGGAAGGAUUACGGCGGGUACCUGAGCACUUACAUCCUCCCAGCGAAGGGCGAGAAUCAAGUCCCGGUUUUCACCUGUGGCUCUGCGCUCUCCCCGAUAACAGACUUCAAGCUCUACGCGUCUGCAUUUUCCGAGAGGUACUUGGGCCUCCACGGACUUGACAACAGAGCGUAUGAGAUGGCCAAGGUGGCGCGCCGGGUGUCCGCGCUGGAAGGGCAGCGGCUUCUCCUCGUCCACGCGACCGCCGACGAAAAAAUCCAUUUCCAGCACACCGCAGAACUCAUCACGCAGCUCAUUAAGGGAAAGGCUAAUUACAGCUUACAGAUAUACCCGGACGAGAGCCACUACUUCAGCAGCGCCCCCCUGCGGCAGCACCUGUACCGAGCCCUCAUCGGCUUCUUCGUGGAGUGCUUCAGGGUCCAGGACAAACUCCCGACAGUAGCAGCGAGAGAGGAUGAGGAGGAAGACUGACCGAGCCGGCCCGGAGCGCGCCCGGCGCCUGCUGGACCAGUGGACACCGACUGGGGAGCCCCGCCUCGCUCUCCCUCAGGGGCCUGGGUGGGGGCAGGAAGCGCCACCUUCCCAGCAUGUGUGUUUCUGGUCCUGAGGGCAGUUUUGCCCCAGAAACAAGCGCCUCCCCGGGUGGAGAUGCAUCGUCGCUCACAAGGGCUUCCACGGAGCCUGGAGCCGUCGCCACCCUGGAGUGACGGGUACCUCCCCGCGACCCCUCCCCGAGGAACAAAGCGAAGGACGGAUGGCCGUGCAGAAGCUGGCCCUGGAAUUCGAGCUCACGAGCGGUAGCGUUGAGACCCGGCCUCCGCCCGGGUACCGCUUCCACUCCAGGGCAUCAUACCCCGUCUGAUGUCACCGCGCCAUGGACCAACUAGAGCACAAUUGUUUUCCUAGUACUUGUCCAUAGAUUGGCUCGCGCCUUUCUGUAAUUAGGAGAUUCUGCAUUUUAAGGGGCUGUACGAAGUGUUACUGUAGCUACGCUAAUGGUUAACCUUAUGGAAUUAAUGCGUAUUUUUCUAUGGUUUUUACCUGACACUGUCUCUGGUCAUGGGGUUGCUUUGCUGUGCUUUUUCUUUCUUUUUUUUUUUUUGCUUUGUUUUGCUUUGUUUUGCUUUGUUUCGUUCAGUCAGUAUGUAGGCUUUGCACUUGUUUGGAUAAAGAAACAGAUCAGAAGUAACUGCUCUCUCCUCAAUGUCAUCAUUAGACUUUGUGGAGACAUUUCAGAACACUGAGCGGGAACAAAACAUCCAAUACUCUUCACUAAAAGAAGUCAUAAAGGAAACCUGUCUCCCGCCAAAGCUGCAUUAGGGUCUGGCUUAGAGUUGCCUUGUGCAUCUCCCUGCGCCCUUAGGCCAAUCCUUUUCCUCCCUGAUAAGCCGGCAAGUCUUUUCAGGUGACGUUUGGUUAAAAAACAUGAACAAAGUGUUGACUCCACCUCCAGGUCUGUCACGUGUGCUGGGUGACAGGAACCCUGGAGGCAAGUGAGGCCCGCACCGGUGUCACCCCGACCCUGGGGUGGCUCUGUCCCUCCGUGCCGCACGCAAGCAGUGUCGUCGAUGUCCCUAGCCUGGUAAGACAUCCUCUGAGCAGGUGCACAGCCAGCAUCCCGUGUAUAUUUCACCUUGUUGUAUAUAAAGACGGGAAUGCGGUCAUGGCGUCGCGCCGCGUCCCCUGCCCUCCGCCCGGUUUUCGUCGUGUUCUGCCUGCAUGCCACAGCCUGGCUGAGCUGCUCUCUACAAGUGCUUGUUGGAAAUACAUUGACGACCGUCAUCGCCUCUGGAGCUUGUUGACAGCCUGAGUGUCAGUUCGGAUUUCUCCAGCUCCCGGUCCCCCUGGGAAGGGGGACUCCCUGACAUUCUUAUCAGCGGAGAAGAUACGUCCAUGUCACUUUUGGUGUUUGGGGGUUUGGGUUUCAUCUGCACGAGCUUUGAAUGUCAGUUGUACUUAGUUCGAUUGGAAGAUCUCCGUCACAGGAUUGUUUUUCAGGGGAUGCAUCGCCGUUUGGGAAAAGGAUGAAUGUGCCGACCAGCAGGACCGCUUGAGCGCUACAUGGCCAUGCUUUUGCUAUUUCAAUGGGCUCGACGGACUGCAGAGCCAACUCAGUCUGAAAAGGGAAGCCAGCUCUGGCCACAAGAUCUGGCAGGAGGGAGUGAGGAUGUGGCAUGGUAGUGUUUGUUCAUCCACGGAAUAAAACAUUAUUUUACCACUUGGA